AUGUCCUCGAACCCAGACAAGGAGAUCGUGCUCGUAACAGGAGCAACCAACGGUAUCGGUCUGGACACCGUCAUUUAUAUUGCCUCUGCAUCUCCAAAGUACCAUGUCAUAAUCGGCGCGCGCAACAUGUCGAAAGGCGAAACAGUCUUGAAAGAUGUGCAAGCCAAGGCAGGCAUCCAAGGCACACUCUCCCUCGUGCAACUCGACGCCAAUGACGACGCUUCUAUCCAAGCUGCUGCAAAGAAGAUCGAAGAGGACUUCAGCAAGCUCGAUGUGCUUAUCAACAACGCUGGUGUAUGUCCCGAGAGAGACGGCACUUGGCCCGACCGGGAGAUAAUGCGUACCACAUUCGAAACCAACGUCUUUGGCCCUACCAUCCUCACAGAAGCUCUCAUUCCCGCAAUGAAGCGCUCAUCCAAUCCGCGCAUUAUCAACGUGUCCUCUACUAUGGGUAGCAUCACUUUGAUCUCCGAUCACAGCUCUCCCUACGCCCAGGUUAAAUACCCCGGAUAUCGCAUGACUAAAGCUGCGCUCAACAUGUUGACGGCAUACCAGUACGUCCAGCUCAAGCCGGAUGGCUUCAAGGUCUGGACGUACUGCCCGGGCUAUGUGGUGACGGACAUAGGAGACGACAAAGAGCAAAGGAAGGAACAAGGCCUUGAGAGUUCAGAGACGAGUGCGCUAGGAUUGUUACAGAUUGUGCAAGGCGAGAGAGAUGCAGAUGUAGGAGGGUUUGUCGGCAGAUAUGGACAGAAGUAUGGAAAGAGCAACAUGUUGGGAUCAUUGGCUUCUGCGAGCGUAAUGCUCUUCGCUCAAAGCGCACUAGCAUCCAAGUCUGAGAUCCGUUUCAACCAUAUUCAAGUCGUCGGAACGCACAACUCCUACCAUCGUGAAGUCUCACUCGCCGAGCGACCAGUCUUUGAGAAAUACGUACCGUCUCCAGAAGACUACUACUACUCGCAUGCAGAGCUCGACAAUCAAUUGGAGUAUCAGUCCGUGCGCUCUUUCGAGCUCGACUUACAUUCGGAUGAAAAGGGCGGCCUGUACUAUCCUCCUGUCGUAUGGACGCUAUCAAACUUGACAAACGCCACCACUCCUUACAACGGUGACAUUUUGAAGAAGCCAGGUAUCAAGGUGUUUCACGUCACAGACUUCGACCCCGAUUCUGUCUGCCACACCUUCAUCGACUGUCUCAAGCAGUUGAAGAGUUGGUCAGACGCAAACCCGAGACACGUCCCUAUCACUAUUGACCUCGAGCUCAAGACCGAUGCGCCGGCAUGUUCGUUAGGCGGUGUCUGCCCUGGCGAAGCGACAAACUGGACGCUCCCUCGCCUCUUGAACGUCGACGCGGAGAUCCUCUCCGUAUUCCCUAAGAAGCAACUCAUUCGCCCUGAUGACGUGCGCAAGAGUGGUCUUACCCUCGAGCAGUCCAUCUUGCAACAAGGCUGGCCGAAGCUAAAGGAUGUUCGCGGCCGCCUUCUGUUUUUCUUCGAUAACGACCCAAAACCCAGUGACCCGAACUCGCCUCGCGAGCUCUACAAAACCGGCGCCCCCUCGCUACAAAACCGCACUGUCUUCACCAAUGCGCUCGAAGGAUCUUCCGAUGCUGCAUUCAUCAAAUACAAUGAGCCGCGCAGCAAUGGCACAGCAGAGAUCCAGCGUCUUGUCAAGAAGGGCUACUUGAUCCGAACACGUGCUGAUAUACCCAUCGAUACCAUCUUGAAUCGUACUACGGAGAUGAGGGAUCUAGCUUUUGAGAGUGGUGCGCAGAUUGUCAGUACCGAUUUCCCGGCUUGGGGCAUGAGCAGUCGAUGGGGCUGGGACUAUGUCGCCAGGCUUCCCGGAGGAUUGGCUGCGAGAUGCAAUCCUCUUAUCGCACCGGAAGGCUGCAAGGACAAAGAUCUGGAGUAG
This is a messenger RNA of Alternaria infectoria, 1911 nucleotides long. RefSeq lists its product as uncharacterized. The transcript has 5 exons. The record is from RefSeq and is a predicted model, not a curated record. The coding region runs from base 1 to 1911 and encodes 636 amino acids. Gene Ontology annotation, biological process: lipid metabolic process. NCBI's taxonomy places the organism in Eukaryota, Fungi, Ascomycota, Dothideomycetes, Pleosporales, Pleosporaceae. Gene Ontology annotation, molecular function: phosphoric diester hydrolase activity.